AUGGAAGAUCCUCGUGAUAUUAAGUCAGAUGAUGACGAGCUAGCUAAACUAACAGCCGAUGAACAAGACUCAGUGCUCAAGGCCAUUGAAAAGCAAAAGCAAGAAUUAUUGGAGAAACACGAAGCCAAGAGAAGAAAAAGGGAAGCAAAACAGAAACAAGCUGCUAUAAAUGAGGUUCAAAGAUCACCAUCUCCUGUGAAAUCAAUACGAUCAAAUGACCAACAGCAUUCAAUCAAACCUAAAAAUCUUAAUCAAGAUCUUCUGAAGGCGAACGAUCCCCAAUCUAGGAGUGAUGCUUCAUCAGAAGGAACUACAUCAUAUUUCAUCAACUCUUUAAAUGAACAUCAAAACAAAGUUCAAGAUGAUAGAGAGGAAGCCAGAAAAUUAAUGGCCUCAAGAAUCUAUACAUUUGAUUCAGAUUUGGCAUGUGAACCAUUCACUGUUGAUGAGAAAGAAUACUUUUCAGGGAAACAAAUAUCUAAAAGAUACUUAACUCAUGAUGCAUUAUCCAGAUUUUUGGAAGAUAAAAAAGUAUUAAGAAUACCCAAACUUUUCGCAAAAGUUUGUCCACCUACUUUUGAAGAACCUCGUUAUCCAAAUUGGAUAAUUAUUGGUGUUCUCAGUAAAAAAUCAGUUCCAAAAGGUACAAGUGAUAAAAGAAGUAAAUUCAUGACUUUGACUUUAACUGAUUUCAAAAUGACUGUUGAUAUUCACAUGUUUGGUGAUUCAGUUGAAAAAUAUAUUAAAUUAAGAGUUGGUGAUAUAAUAGCGGUCCUAAAUCCUCAAAUAUACAUUUGGAAACCUGAUCAACAAGGUAUUAUAAGGUCAUUCAGUUUAUCAAUCAAGCAUUCAUACGACUGUAUAAUGGAAAUUGCUAGAGCAAGAGAUUUUGGUACUUGUCAAUCAUUGAAAAAAGAUGGUAACGUAUGUGGUACACCAAUUGAUAUAUCGAUAGAAGAUUGUUGUUCAUUUCAUAAAGAGUUGAGAAUAAGGAAAACAGCUGGUAAACGUAUGGAAUUGAAUGGAAGUUUCAACAUGAGAUCACCUACUAAAAAUGGUAGAAAACAGCAAUUUUUAAUGGGUGGUAUGGAUAAUAAAGGAAAUGUUAAAAAUAGUACCAUUAUUGAAGAUAGAUAUGCACCAAAAGUUGAUAGACAAUCCAAAUCAAUGGUUUAUUUUAGUAAUCCUAAUGCAGGUAAGGCAUUCUUUGAUGAUUCAUUUCAAAAUCCUGAUAUAUUGAAAAAUCUUGAAGAAAAGAAAAGAAAACGUCAAGAACAAAAGAAAGAACGUGAAUUGAAAGCUAAGAUGAUGAGACUUGGUGAAAAACCAACUGUUGUUAAGGAAUCAAUGUCACAAGCCGAUAAAGAUUUGCUUUUAAAGAAAAAGGCAUUGACUGGUACUGCAUUCCCCGGUCAAAGUGUUAAGGCAAUAGGUUAUGAUCCAACUUCUAAACCACAUGUGAAAGGUAUCCUAGGAUCAGAUGAAUUAUUUGAUAAGAAUGAUGAAAGUUUGAAUGAAUUACUAUCAAUUACAUCUAAGAAAACGAUCAAUCUUGGGUUAUCUAAAGAAGAACGUGCUAAAAGAGCAGAACAAAAAGCACAAGCCACCAAGAUGUGGAAAAGGUUACAAGAAAAGGAAAGAAUCAGAAAAGAAAACAUAGGUAAGAUAGAUUUAGAUUCUGGUUCUAAUUCAUCAGAUUCAGAUUCAGAUUUUGAAGUUAAAACUGAUGGUAAAAAAGAUGCAUACUUAAAGUUCAAACAAUCACAAAACAAAUGA
Hansenula ciferrii is the source of this 1776-nucleotide messenger RNA. RefSeq names its product Mcm10p (gene MCM10). Lineage: Eukaryota; Fungi; Ascomycota; Saccharomycetes; Phaffomycetales; Wickerhamomycetaceae. Gene Ontology annotation, biological process: DNA replication; DNA replication initiation. The transcript has 2 exons. The coding region runs from base 1 to 1776 and encodes 591 amino acids. The record is from RefSeq and is a predicted model, not a curated record. Gene Ontology annotation, cellular component: replication fork protection complex; nucleus. Gene Ontology annotation, molecular function: single-stranded DNA binding; DNA replication origin binding.